AUGCGGAGACGGCUGGAUGAGGUGGGCAGUGGAGCAGAGGAGACAGGUGCGCAAACACAUGAAGUCCCUCCGGGCUGCAGCAACCUGUGGCGGCCGCAUGCUGCUGUGAUGGAGUUCGUCGAUGGCUUUAUCGCGACCCACCUCGUUGAUCCCUUUAUGGCCGUGCACCUCAGGAGAGGUGAUUUCUCCGGCCACCUAAAGAAGCAGAGCUACAAGCGGCAUGUGUUCCUGCCCAUAGCAGCAGUGGCGGCGUUCAUUCUCUCCCGCGCCGCUGCUGCCAACCUGCACACCGUGCUGCUCGCCUCGGAUGGCACUGAAGCUGAAGUGGCUGCUCUCUCGCAAAUACUCACAGCCAGCAACGCCACAAGGCUAGUCACGCUGCACGAGAGUCGCUUCACAUGGGCCGACACACACAACGAGCCCUGGGGGCGGGCGCUGUUAGCCCUGGAACAGAGCCUGCCCGAGGGGGGAGGCAAGGGGGUGGUGCGGGCACUGGCAGAGAAAUACAUAUGUGCGCGGGCCCACGUGUUCUAUGGCACUGUGUAUUCCACGUUCUCCACGGAUAUCAUCAGGAUAAGGGCAGCGGAAGGGGUGGCGAACUGCAUGGAUGGGAAGGUGGGGGAGGAGGGAUAG
Messenger RNA from Closterium sp. Yama58-4, 633 nucleotides. The record is from the annotation of a GenBank genome assembly. Lineage: Eukaryota; Viridiplantae; Streptophyta; Zygnematophyceae; Desmidiales; Closteriaceae.